Messenger RNA from Fimicolochytrium jonesii, 1020 nucleotides. RefSeq lists its product as uncharacterized. Lineage: Eukaryota; Fungi; Chytridiomycota; Chytridiomycetes; Spizellomycetales; Powellomycetaceae. The record is from RefSeq and is a predicted model, not a curated record. The coding region runs from base 1 to 1020 and encodes 339 amino acids. The transcript has a single exon. Gene Ontology annotation, cellular component: cytoplasm. Gene Ontology annotation, biological process: protein refolding.
AUGCCCUGUCCAGCCCGUCCACCAUUACCCCGGCUCCGCCCCGCCGCCGGGCUGCAUCACCUGCACCGCCAUCCCCCACCACCCUCCCACUUCCCCACCCUUUCCUUCCUCUACCCCCCGCCCUUCACCCACCCUCUCCACACUACCGCCCACCCGCGCGCCACCUCAUCCACAUUCUGCCCCUACCAAACCCUCCACAUCCCCGCGUCAGCCACCCGCGCCCAAAUCAAAAAAGCAUACUACAAAACAGUCUUCGAGCUCCACCCGGACCGUCUCGCCGUCGCUGGUACAGCCGGGACGAGUAGCACGGAUCCGACGGCACCGCGGACGAAAGCACGCGUAAGCGCGAGGGCCGAAACGAACGAAAAAGAGGAGUUCCUCAGAGCUGUACGCGCGUAUGAGAUCCUAAGCGACCCAGAGAAACGGCGACAAUGGGAUGGGGGUGUGCGGGCUCCCUUCAUCUACGAAUCCUCUACCUCGUCAUCACCGAGGGGGUCACAGUCACAGGGUGGGCGGCCGUUUUCCCGCGGCGGCGGCAGCGGCGGCGGCAAUCCGUUCAGUUCCAACCCGUUCGAUUCGAAUUACACGCCCCCACACUGGUCGACGGCCAACGACCCCGACUUUCCCUUCGCGCACUCCCACCCGGCCGGGAACACGACCCCGCUGUACAUGUCCAACGGCCGGCUCGCCGCGCUCAUCGUCCUCGCAGCCAUCCUCUCCGGCACGCUGGUCGUGCUGCAGGUCAACUCUGUCCGACGAAACAUGCGGAGGCGGUUGGAUGACCAGGAUCGGGAGUUGAGGGGGUUCUAUGAGGAGCGGUUGAGGAGGGCGAGGGAGAAUGGGUUUGAGAGGCAGACGGAGCCGUUGAGGAGGCGCGCUAGGGAGGUGGAGUUUGCUGAACGCGCGUUGGCGGCGGAGGCCGCGGGGGGCGAUGGGACGUGUGGUGGGACGAAUGGGGUUGUGGUGUUGGGGACGGAUCCGGUGGGGACGGGGCCGACUUCGUUCAAGUUAGAAUCGUAG